CCGGAAACUCAAAAAAUCUGUACAGCAUUGCUGGUGGUGAUGAAUCGUGGAUUUACUGUUAUGAACCAGAAAAUAAACGACAGUCGGCUGUUUGGGUGUUCCAAGAUCAACCCCGAAAGAAGAAUCAUCCUCCACCAAGACAAUGCAAGCUCGCGCACAGCCCAACAAACAAGGCAGUUUUAACGGAAGAAAACGUGGAAUUAUUGGACCAUCCUCCAUAUAGUCCCGA
This is a messenger RNA of Acanthoscelides obtectus, 229 nucleotides long. NCBI's taxonomy places the organism in Eukaryota, Metazoa, Arthropoda, Insecta, Coleoptera, Chrysomelidae. The record is from the annotation of a GenBank genome assembly.